GAAAAACACUCUAGCAUUAGGGGCAGCAGAUGACCCGGCUCAGCAGCCAGGAGCACAACAGUCCUCUCUAACAAAUGAAAGGAUGGGGGGCAUCAGCAGCAGCUGAAUUCAGAGAAACUGGACCAGGGGCCGAGGGGGGAGAACUGCUUUCUGCUCACUUUUGGGCCACUUUUGUUGGAUUUAUUCCUCGGUCCACACCAACAUGCCAUUUGCCAAACGAGUCGUGGAACCUCAGUUACUGUGCAGGCAUCAAAUCCCAAACGAGGAGCCUCAGCUUUUCGAGGACCUGGUCUCCAUCAGUAAUGUGGCUCUGUCCCGGACCUUGCGGCAGCUGUCGGACCUGGCCAAACAUGCCUGCUCCAUAUUCCAGGAGCUGGAAAACGACCUCUCAUCCACCAGCCUGCGGGUCAGGGGGCUGCAGAGUAAGAUUAACGAACUCCAGCAGACCUGCUCCGAGCUGGACCCCAAACAGGAGGCAGUGCCGGUGUCUAACCUGGAUGUGGAGAGUAAGCUGACGGCACAUUACCAAGCUCCCUGGCACCAGCAGAGGAACAUUUUCCACCCCUCCACACGGCCAGCAUGUGUUGUAGACCUCCACAGGCAAGCCAACGUCAGCCGGUGGGCCCUACACCAAGAUCACCAGAGGAGAGGAUCAGGCAGCAGGGAGCGGAGAGUAACCAUCUCCAUGCCCAUGUACCCCUCCCCACACAUCGUCCAGAGGCAAGAACACAGGGGCACAAAUGUGACAACGUUUGAGUCCACCCGCUCCUCCUCCCCUACCGAAUGUUGCCGCUUCUCUCCCUGGAGCAGAAAGGCUGUGCCCUUUGACCCCGACACUGACGGGGUGGUACUAGGUCACCGGCCCAGGUUUCCCAUCCCUAACACCCCCUCCACCCUGGACAAGCAGACUAACUGGUCUAAAGCCCUGCCGCUGCCCACCCCAGAGGAAAGAAUGAAAAACAAUUCCCAAGUCAUCACCUCAUUUGUCAUCCCCAUUAAUGUGACUGGCGUUGGCUUUGACAGAGAUGCUAGUGUGCGCUGCUCGCUCGUUCACUCGCAGUCUGUGCUUCAGAGGAGGAGGAAGCUGAGGAGACGGAGGACUGUCGCCGGCGUUCCCCGACAGGUGCAGCAGGAUUUAGACUCGGAUGAUUCUCCUGGUUCCAGAGAGCGAACGGUGAUAGUUCAUGCCAGUCCCAAUAUCACUCCCUCCAACGAGGAGCUGGCCAGCCAUCACAGCACCAGGGACUCCGGCUGCCAGACAGAAGACUUUUUGAUCUCAGGAGCGCCGUCUCGGCGGAGGAUCAGGGCCCAGAGAGCGCAGGGAGUCUCCCUCUCCCACUCAGCAGGCAACAUCUUGUGCCUGUCGGACAGCGCCGACGCCAUGUUCUCUGCCUCCGUGGGCGCGCGCCUGCGCUCCCGGAGCCUGCCCAGAGACGCCAGCCGGAUGAUAGACAACGGGCACAAUGACAGCAACGAUGAGGAGGAACUUUCCCCCUUUGACAUCGAGGACUUCCUGCCUGGACCGGGGGAGUUGAUUCUGAAGGAUGAAGAAGAGAGCAUGGAUGAGCAGGCCAUUUCUGAACACCAGCUGGGCUUGAAGUACAAGCAGCUCUCCGAGAGACCGGAGCACAGCUGGAUGGAGAGGACCAGAUCCCAACUGCCAAGGAAGGCCGACAUGGGCAGCUGUGAGAUCUCAUCCAGUUCAGACACCUUCAGCAGCCCGGUGCAUUCUGGCUCUGCUGCAGGGGUGCUGGGAGGUCAGAUGGACCAUAAGGACGACCACCAGUCCUCAAGUGGGAAUUGGAGCGGGAGCAGCUCCACCUGCCCAUCACAGACCUCCGAAACCAUCCUCCCAGCAGCAUCUCCGCUGCUGACGGGCUCCUCGCACUGUGACUCAGAGCUCUCCCUAAACGCCGCUACUCACAGCAACGAAGACCACACCAGCUUCAUGCUGGACCACUACCAAGGUCUGAGGACCCAGCGGGCCGGCUCCUUCUCCUCCACAGCUAUGGACAUAUUAGAGGAAGCAGGGUCCAGCACUCCCAUUGAGGGGGAGUGGAGUUACCCCCACACGGAGCCUCCACGCUCACAGGACUUCAGCCCUGAGCCCAGCAGAGAGGCUGAGAGCAGCCUGGGCUGCCCCAGCUUCACCAGCAUGGCCACUUGCGAGAGCAGCUUCUCUGACAAACCGCUGUCGGAGAAGGCCGACACCGUGUCACACUACUCCGUAGACACUGAAGGCUACUACACCUCAAUGCACUUUGACUGUGGUAUAAAAGGUAGCCAAAGCUUCACUUACAACUAUGCAGCCCCCGGUUCUGAUUGCGGCCUGUCUGACUUCAGCGGUCACAUGACUCUGGGGAGACGCUGCCUCUCUUUAAGAAAACCAAAGGCGAAGCCAUGUCCGCCUAAGAGGAGUUCAUCAUUAAGAAAAAUAUGCAGUGAGGGACACAUCCCUGACGAUAAAGAACCAAAGAUUACUUUCGCGGAGCAGCUUCCGCUGUCUUCCAAGGAGAGGAAACUGCAGCUGUCUUUGUCUGGCUCUGCUGGUCGUAUAGACAACUCUUCACUGGUCAGAGAGCCCCUUGAGAUCUGGGGGCUUGAGGGCUCAACUGAUCUACCUAACUUAGGCAUGUUUAGCUCCACAGAUGCACAUUCAUUUAAGGACGAGGGGGUUGUACAGUCAGACUAUGCAGAUCUGUGGCUCCUGAACGAUUUAAAAUCCAGCGAUCCUUACCGAUCUUUGUCAAACUCCAGCACAGCGACGGGUACAACUGUUAUCGAAUGCAUCAAGUCACAGGAAAGCUCUGAGUCUCAGACAUCCCAGUCUGGCUCCAGAGCCACCACCCCCUCACUUCCAUCAGUAGAGGGAGAUUUCAAGCUAACAUCUCCAGAGAAGCUAGCAGGGCUGGCCAGCCCAUCCAGCGGUUACUCCAGUCAGUCAGAAACCCCCACCUCCUCUUUCCCCUCCGCUUUCUUUCCCGGACCGCUGUCACCAUCCAGUGGCAAGAGGAAGCCAAAAGUCCCGGAGAGGAAGUCGUCUCUUUCGUCGCUGUCACUGCAGUCGCUCUCUUGCAGGGAUGGAGCCACCUCGAAGAGAGACCUGGAGCUGCCAAUAAUCCCUCCAUCCCACCUCGACUUAAGUGCCCUUCAUAGUGUUGCCAACAAGACUCCAGCUUACAGGACCCAGAAUCAAAUCCUUCAGCAUAGCAAACAAAAAGCUCCAGUGUCAGCCAAACCUGUUGCACCACCUAACGCCCAUCCCAUGUCCAUCACGCCCACAGUGCUGCACUCAGUACAGCUCCGGUCCAUCAGUAAGGAACCUGAAGGAAGCCAUGAGGACAAAACCACUUCCAAACUCAAAUGCCCCACUGUGAACUUAACUGACACACUUUCUUGUAGCAAUUCUGUGGAGGUCAAGAGUCCCCUGUUAUAUAACUCACUUCAACAUCACCCACCCUCGAAGGGGUCGUGUGACUCUGUGUUUACCUCAAGCGAAGAGCUUGCCGACGGAGAGGCAGCAUGUCAAAGUGAGACGAUUGUCAAGCAGGACAGAGAAGCCGAGACAUCGUUAGACGUCCCAGAGAGGACCACAAGUGAUGAAGGAGAGACGAGUGGAGAGUCUGUAGAAACGCCUCUCUGCUCUGGAGACAGCAGCAUGCUGGCCAAGCCUUUACACCAGCAAAGAGCUGAGGAAGAAGAACCGUAUCAGAUUAAACCAGGUCUUCCUCUCCCUGUUCAGCACAGUUUGCCCAAGAGAUCCAACCUUUUAUCAAACGGCCUUGAUAAAGUGCCCAAUACUGAUGUCCAAUCAAGGACGUCGCAAGGGAGUUCAAACAGCGAUGAAGGUAGCAAAGAAGUGGAAAAUGAGUUAUCAGGUGCUUCAGCGGAAAAUGGCUCCCAGGACGACAGGCAGGAGUCCACAGCAGAGACCAACGGCUGCUUCAGUACAGACUCCACACCCAGUGAUAACACAGUGUCCCCUCUGAGUGAUGAGUCGAGGCCAGAGGACGACAGUGUGUUUCUGUCCCCCACCAAGGCUCGGACCACGGAGGAUCUGUUUGCUAUGAUACACAGGUCCAAAAGGAAAGUGUUGGGCAGGAAGGAUUCCGCCGAGUUGAAUGUCAGGAACCGCCUCGGUGCUGCAUCAGGGUGCACCCCAACCAGCAGCACUGUGAGCUCCCCAGUCCCCCUGGUGUCUCCCUCCCCCGCUGUGACGCCGCCGGGCCUGCACAGAGUCUCCGGGCCCAUCUAUAGAAACGCAAAGAGGUCCAGCACCUCCAACGAGGAGUUCAAACUGCUGCUGCUCAAAAAGGGCAGUCGCUCAGAAUCCAGUUACCGCAUGUCAGCGGCAGAGAUCCUCAAGAGCCCCGUCACUCCUAAAUCUCCCGGAGAUUUUCUGUUGGAGUCCCCCAGACAGCCCGAAGAGCCCACCUCUCCCCUGCAGCAUCAGUCAGGACCAGAUCCGCCCUCCAGCCCUUACCCCAAAGCAUACGCAGAGGGCUUCUCCCCGAAAUCCUUCCCCACAUCUGCUGCUUCCAGGCAGGGCCGCUCCAGAAUCCCCCCGCCUGCCAACAGUAGCCGCUAUGGCAUGCGCAGCAGACUGUACCCCGUGCCCAUGCAGGCCAUCUCUGAGGGCGAGACGGAGAACUCGGACGGAAGUCCCCAGGACGACCGCUCAUCACAGGGCUCCACGUAGAAAACAGACAACAAGUGUCAGAAGGUAUGAAAUGAUUGUUUACCGUAAAAACAGAUGGACCAGAAUGAGUUCUAAUGGCAGGAGCAUUGAGGAGGUCAUUGGUAAUGUAUGCAGAACAUUUUUAAAGAAAUAGUCAUACAUUUACUGUUUGUGGCUGAGUUUUAUAGAUGUUUCCUUUUGGUUAUUCUGUGGAUACUUUAAACAAAUAUCUUCAGAAAUAUGUUAUACACAUAUUAGCGUUAGAAACAGGGAACCAGAUUUUUUAGCAUCUGCACCAAAAUAUGAAUGAUGAUUAAGUAGAAAUGAUGAGCGAAACAUUAUUCUACAGAAAACAAAAAAAGACAUAAACAGUUCUCAAAAAGCUAUGGUUUGGUUAGUUUAUGGCCAAAGCCUUCCCUCAGCCCCGCUGCAGUACAUUCAUGUUCAGUCUUAGCUGUUCUGCUGCCAGACGUCUCCACAAUUUAAAACAAUUCUCACAGAUGGACAUUUUUAUCUAGGACAAAUAUGUUGGAUGAAUUGUUUGUAUUCUGUGAAUACCUAUGCAAGUAGACACCAUUUUUACAUUUCUUAAAGCCAGUUAUACAAAUCAUUUUGAUACUCCCCAACUGAUCAUCAGGACUAACACUGUAUGGGAAACAGCUGUGUAAAAAAACACGGGAAUCCUCAAUGCAUCUAUUCCUAUUGAUGUGUGUGUAUAUUUUACUCAGUCCUUUUAAAAGCGUAUUAGAGAUUAUAUCAAACUUUAACAAUAUUUUCAAAUUCUCACGCAAUAAGACGAGUGAUUCGAGGUGCCACAGGAGAUGUCAGAGCCAAGCACUAACUUGACAAUCUUAGGAGACAAGAAGGGAGCAGGUGUUAACAUGGGAGAAGAAAAAGUGUUCAAAAAGUCCGAGGCGGUGAAAUAGGAGAGCUGUAAAAGAAUAAGGAGGUUGUGUGUUGUUUUUUUAUUAAACGUGAUAAGGGUCAUUUCUGGUUUGCUGACUCAGUGUGUUCACGAAUUGUUGGAAGAGGCAAGUGGAAAGUGUUCAGGAGGAUCAAAUAUGCCUUAUUACUCUCUAAAAGAGCCAGUCAGAGACCAGCAGCUUGGCCUCAGCAAGGGGAGUGGUUUAUGAGAUUUUUCAGUUUUGAUGGAGGAUGUAGGGUUGAAUAUGGAGCCAGCUAAUCAUCUAUCUAUGAUGAAAAGACCACGUUCUGGAUUAAGGGGCCUAGCAUUUGGUGCUAUUAUGUACCAAAUGCUCGUCUAUUUAAUUUCCCAACAAAAUAUAACCUGACGUAGUUUCAUAUUUUUUGUGACACAACAAUCUAAAUAUAUAUAUAUUUAUAUAACUGGCACAGAAGUUCUCCAUAAGCUCCCCGAUUUGGUUUACACCUCUAGAUAACCUAAAGCUGAACUCUUUAGAUGCAGUGAAUUGCUGGUAUAAUUAAAAACGUAUUUUAUUCAGAUAGUUAUUUUGUGUAUAAGAGACAAAUUUUAAAUCUUAUUUAAGACACUGGCUGCCGAGACAAAUAGGAAAGCCACUCAUUAAUGAAGCUACAAGUGAGGUUUUAGUUGUAACCCUGGCAACCUGAGGCUUUUUAUUUGUCCCCAAUCAUUCACAGUAAUUUUUAUAUGGUGUUUAAUGCAGUGAUGGUACUCAACCAUUAUGCAAAAAUGACAGAUUGUAGCCAUAAUGCCCUAUGGAAGACUGUUCUUCCCUAUAGGUACACUGUAAAUACUUAAACUUAAUUUUGGCCUUAAUGAUACUCCAUACUGCAAAAUGAAAUGUCAAAUAACAGGGUACACAAUGGGUUAUGUCUAAGUACCUUCAUUCCAACUUUUUUUCCUUUCUUUUUUUUUUUUGCACUGAUAAAGUGAUGUUUGUGAAGUUUCAUCUGUCUCUUGCUGUACCUGGAGAUAUUUAUAGACCUUUACAUGCAGCUGUUUGACUUCCCUUGAAUAGUAUCCACACCCUGAGUACACUUUGGGAGUGGAGUAGAUGCUUCUGCCAAAGGCUAGAGCGUGCACGUUAGUGGCAUCAAACUGUUUUUCUCUUCUCGUUUACUUGACUGAAACAAAAACCGAAACUAAGGAGAAUCACAGCGUAACUUAUGGUACUAGAUGCAUUUUGGACUUCAGAUCAACAUCUGUAGGUAUCAGCUUUUGUAUUUUUUUGUACAAACUUGUAAAUACAAAUAACUUUUGGAAUUGUCACAAAGGUUGUUGAAUUGUUUCUUAUGUAUAAACAAAAAUGUUUUCAAAGUUUACAUUGAUUUCAAACCUUUGUAUAUUUUUGAGCUGUGGAACACUUUGUCUUGUAUUUAUUUUUUAGUAAGCAUCGUGGAACUCCCAUAGUAAAUCCUAUCAAAGCCAAGUGCUAGCACCACAGGCUGCUUAGCAAAUGUGUAUAAGAAGACAAAUAAAUGUGACUGCCUUGAAAAU
Molecule: messenger RNA, 7118 nt
Organism: Etheostoma spectabile (orangethroat darter)
Lineage: Eukaryota; Metazoa; Chordata; Actinopteri; Perciformes; Percidae
Gene: nhsa
Product: Nance-Horan syndrome a (congenital cataracts and dental anomalies)
Exons: 9
Coding region: 203-4699 (1498 amino acids)
Biological process (GO): cell differentiation; lens development in camera-type eye
Source: RefSeq, a predicted model, not a curated record